AUGGCGCCGAAGACCAUCAUUGCCCCGUCCAUCCUGUCGGCCGACUUUGCCCGGCUCGGCGACGAGUGCGUCCGCACCAUGGACCAGGGGGCCGACUGGCUCCACGUCGACAUCAUGGACGGGCACUUUGUCCCCAACAUCACCUUUGGAGCGCCCGUCGUCGCAAAGGUCCGCAAGCACGUCGCCCGGCCGACCGAGGCCCAUGGCCGGGGCACCUUUGAUUGCCACAUGAUGAUUGCCGAGCCUAAGAAAUGGGUCAAGGAGUUCAAGCAGGCCGGCUGCGACCUCUACUGUUUCCACUACGAAGCCGCCCAUUCCACCGCCGCCGAGAGCCCCGAGCAGAGCUCCGACCGGAAAACCAGCCCCGGGGAGCUGAUCCGCUACAUCCACGACAACGGCAUGCUCGCCGGCAUCGCCAUCCGCCCGGACACGCCCGUCGACGUGCUGUGGGACAUCCUCGAGACGUCGGAUCCGCUGGAGAAGCCCGACAUGGUGCUCGUCAUGACGGUCAUGCCCGGCUUCGGGGGGCAGAAGUUCAUGGCCUCGGAGCUGCCCAAGGUGCAGGCGCUGCGCAGCAAGUACCCGGACCUCAACAUCGAGGUGGACGGGGGGCUCGGCCCUGCGACCAUCGACCAGGCGGCGGAGGCCGGGGCCAAUGUUAUUGUCGCCGGCAGCGCCGUCUUUGGCGCCAAAGACCCGGCCGAGGCCAUUGCCGCGCUACGCAAGUCUGUGGACCAGAGAAACGGCUGCUUGUAG
Molecule: messenger RNA, 756 nt
Organism: Hirsutella rhossiliensis
Lineage: Eukaryota; Fungi; Ascomycota; Sordariomycetes; Hypocreales; Ophiocordycipitaceae
Product: ribulose-phosphate 3 epimerase family domain-containing protein
Exons: 4
Coding region: 1-756 (251 amino acids)
Biological process (GO): carbohydrate metabolic process; pentose-phosphate shunt; pentose-phosphate shunt, non-oxidative branch
Cellular component (GO): cytosol
Molecular function (GO): D-ribulose-phosphate 3-epimerase activity; metal ion binding
Source: RefSeq, a predicted model, not a curated record